AAGGAUGGAGGAAAGGGAGGCGGGGAGGGCGAAGAAAAAAUGUCCUGCAAAUUCUUUCCCUGUGAUGCUUCCUGAUGUGAUCUCCGUGCUCGUGUACCUGCAGGAGGCUGACGGAGGGGUGCAGGUGUUAAUAUAUGGUGAUGAGGGGCCGCUGCGACUCCCCAGAAAGAAGAUAGGGGGAGAUGAAGAGGGGGACUCCAUCACCACGACUACGAUCAAGGCGCGGGACACCUCACUCACAGCCUUGGCCCAGAGCAUAGCGGCGGCGGCGGCUGGCCUCCCCCCGCCCCCCAGGCCGCCACAGCUGCUGCAGGUGACCAAGGUGUUCGACCCCCUCACGGCGCGCCAUUACCAGCACUAUGUCUUUGCCUUCCCCCUCGACGCUGUGGCCUGGAGCAAGGUUGAGGUCGGGCCCGGGCUGCAGAAGACUAGCCUGGAGAAGCUGCGCACAUCCUCCGUGGGCGCCAUGAGGUGGUGGGGCUGGUGGAGCGCAUUGCCUGUAGAGUGCCAGGUGCGCAGCUGAGGGAGGUGAGUCCAGGGAUGCUGUGGCAGGGAGGCGACACAACACAGGCGCAUGAGGGGGCCGCCGAGGGACAGACGAUGGAGGAGCUGUUGAGGUCACCGGGAUACAGAGAACAAG
Messenger RNA from Eriocheir sinensis (Chinese mitten crab), 640 nucleotides. RefSeq lists its product as uncharacterized. Bases 5 to 523 code for a protein of 172 amino acids. NCBI's taxonomy places the organism in Eukaryota, Metazoa, Arthropoda, Malacostraca, Decapoda, Varunidae. The record is from RefSeq and is a predicted model, not a curated record. The transcript has 4 exons.